GCUAUAACAAGAUGAUUUGAUUAUUCGUAAAAUGAAAGGUGACAGAAAGAGUACUUUGUGAGAAAUGACGUCGAAGAUACGAUUGUUCCGCCUCCGUGACCAAUUUGACGAGGCAUGCAUUUCGAAGACAUAAAAUCAAAAGCUCGUUCGCGUCAUUACGCGCAACCCUCCAUGAGCAAGAGCGCACUUACGCGCUCUUUUUCUGUCGGGAACUUCUAGCAAUAUUAUACGUUGUUCUUGCCCGAUAAUCCUGUCAGACUUCUCCCCAUUAUCCUAUCAGCCAUGGAUCACCACCCUGAGCGAUCCCCGGAUAUACUGACAACCACCACGGUCGAUGACGUCCCGGUGCACUGUUAUCGCUCGUAUGCUCGUCGUAUUCACCGAAUACUAUAUCUCGGUGGUGUUUUACAAGUCCGCUCCGUGGUUCAGUCGUACGUCAUAGGCAUCUUGGUGAUCUUCAUGUGUUUCAGCCAAGUUGUCUUCGUGAUAAACUUCUGCCGGGACUACUCUGACAAUUUAAUGAUCGUGUCAAAGUGCUUCGGCCUGGCCAGCAGUAUCUUCACGCCUGUUUUAAUGUCGUGUUGUUUCCUGGUGAAACGGAAGAAGUUGCUCAAGCUGCACAAAACGCUGAAUGAUCUCUUCGAGCAGGAACUGGCACGAGACCAGAGGACCAAGACGACCAUGCUCGCUUCUUUGUACACGUUCGCCAGACCGUCUUAUGUAUUAAGCUUCAUGUUAGGUUUUACGAUUUUAUCGUAUGUGUUGCCCUCGGUAAUUAACGUGAUUAUCCGGCCAGUCAUCUUUCGUUCGGCGAUCGCCGUGAGAUACAAAUGGCCAUACCCGGUGAAGUUCCCAUGGUCGGUGCCAAGUAGUGGUCCCCUCUUCUAUCUACAGUAUUUGUAUCAAGUGCUCAGCAGCUGGUGGAUGGUAUUUACCAUCGCCGCGGUCGACAAUCUUUUCGGCUUUUACACGUUCCAGAUCUCGUCGAUACUGCACGCCAUGUCUGCGCGGCUGAUGAGUCCGCAGCCCGAUGAUGUAUUCUUGGUAGUGCUGAAGACGUGCACGGAGACAUAUCAGCAAUUGCUCCAGUCAGUGCGUCUACUGGAGGAUGUCUAUGGGAUCAUUAUUCUACGGAUGAUCCUUGCCAACGCUGUGCUAAUGUGCGCAUUGAUCUUCGAGGUGUAUCCGGUAUGUGUGAUUGAAUCGCGCAUGACGAGACACAAGAAAACGAGAAGGAUUUCUUCUUGUUAUCCUGUUAGAGUUUACAGACAUGACAGUCAACCAAUUCUGCUCGUUUGGCUCUUUCAUGGUGAUGAAACUGCUGCAAACAUUCAUCUAUGCUUGGUAUGGCAGCCUCGUCACGAGCGCGAGCGAGCACUUCCGCGAGGGAAUCUACUUCAGCGAAUGGUCGAACUCCAAACUCGAUUGUCACGUGAGAGUAGGCGUUGUCGUGACGAUGCUGCAAAAGCCAAUAGUUAUAACUGCGUUAAAAGUGUCUUCCGUAAAUGUCAACAUGUUUAUCAACAUUUUGAACACUACUAUGUCUUAUUUCUUUCUUUUGCAAUCACUGGACGAGUCUAAAUAAACGACACUGCGUAUCGACUGUUUUCUUUAGCAAAGAUUAGCGAAUGCAUAGAAUCGACAUUGGAA
This is a messenger RNA of Harpegnathos saltator (Jerdon's jumping ant), 1650 nucleotides long. RefSeq names its product odorant receptor 4. Lineage: Eukaryota; Metazoa; Arthropoda; Insecta; Hymenoptera; Formicidae. Gene Ontology annotation, cellular component: plasma membrane. The transcript has 5 exons. The record is from RefSeq and is a predicted model, not a curated record. Gene Ontology annotation, molecular function: odorant binding; olfactory receptor activity. Gene Ontology annotation, biological process: detection of chemical stimulus involved in sensory perception of smell; sensory perception of smell. Bases 283 to 1581 code for a protein of 432 amino acids.